Molecule: messenger RNA, 930 nt
Organism: Aspergillus bombycis
Lineage: Eukaryota; Fungi; Ascomycota; Eurotiomycetes; Eurotiales; Aspergillaceae
Product: SMP-30/gluconolactonase/LRE family protein
Exons: 1
Coding region: 1-930 (309 amino acids)
Source: RefSeq, a predicted model, not a curated record
AUGACUGGCCCAAAGCAGCUCAGUCAUACGGCCCUUGCCGAUGGCUUCCUCUUCGGCGAGGCGCCGCGAUAUAAAGACGGGCUUCUCUACAUCAGCGACAUGACAGGCCGCACCAUAAACACCAUCGACACAAAGUCAGGCGAGAAGAAGGUGCUGUGCACGGUAGAGAACCAGCCGAACGGCAUGUGCUUCAUGCCGGACGGGGCACUGAUCUGGUCAUCCAUGUUCGACGCCAAGCUAUACCGCCAUGACUUCUCGACCGGCAAGGACACGCUGUACGCCGACAUGUCCGGGGUCAUGACGGGCUACUGCGGCGACAUGACGGUGGACAGCACGGGCCGCGUGUACGUGGACGACACAGGGGCGCGGGUGCUGCACGGCGAGCAGCCGUGUGCGGGUCGACUGUUGAUCGUCGAGACGGACGGGUCCGUGGACGUGGCGGCCGAAAACAUCAUGUUCCCGAAUGCGCUCUUCAUCAGCAACGACGGCGAGACCAUCUACUGCGCCGAGACGUUCGGGUACGGCCUACUGCGCUGGGAUAUCGGCGCCGCUGGCCGUGUGACCAAUCGUCAGAAAGUCUGGUCGCCGGCCGUUUUGUCACCCUCGGGCCAGACUGGCCACACUGAAUCGCACGGCCUCGUGGGAAUUGAUGGUGGAUGCAUGGAUGCUGAUGGCGGCAUGUGGCUUAGCCUGCUGGGCCUUGAGAAGUUUGUUCGUGUUGACCAGCAAGGCUAUGUCACUCAUGAAAUUCAGGUCUCCGGGCAUGCUACGGCCUGCACGCUCGGUGGCCCUGAUGGCAAGACCUUGUACUUGGUCACCAAUUGGACCCCAGAGCAUGAGAAUCUCUUCACAGCGAUGGUUGCCAAGCAGACCAAGUGUACUGUCAGCUAUGCCCAGGUCGAGGUUGGGAAAGGCACGGCCAGCCCGUAA